This is a messenger RNA of Sus scrofa (pig), 5449 nucleotides long. The record is from RefSeq and is a predicted model, not a curated record. NCBI's taxonomy places the organism in Eukaryota, Metazoa, Chordata, Mammalia, Artiodactyla, Suidae.
GAGCAAGGAAGGGGCCGGCGGGCUGGCGGGGAAGCGGCGCGGGGCAGCCACGUGAGAGCUGGAGCUGGGGUGGGGGGGUGCCUGCAAGGUCCUGGAGGCGGAGAGCAGGCUGGGCUCUUGUAUCCCCCCCACCCCAACUCCUACCAAUCAGGUCAUAGGGAGCUCAGUAUCCUCCCGACGCCCCCACCCACCCUCUCCCACAUGAAUGUGCUGGGGACAGACAGCGGCCAGACGUGUGACUCGGCCCACGGGACCCGCAAAGCCCCCGCCCUCAGUCUGGGGCUGGAGACUCAGGUGUCCAGGCCCAGGGGAGGGGACCAAGAAGCAGGCUUUGGCCCCAGUGUAUGUCCCCAGGCGGGCGCUGUCUGCAGACUCACUGCAGAGCACAGGCCUUGGGGAGGGAGGCUCGGGGGCCUGGGCCCUGCUUCUCCGGACAGCCCUCUUCCACCCCUCCCCAGCUGAGGAUGUUGGAUUAAUAAACACUUUGACCCAGGACCCCUGCCUGGGAAGCAGGAGGGGGCACCAGUCACCUCUGAGUCAGAGACAGGGCCACACUUGGGCCUGGUGAGUUCUCGGGAGGCUGGCCCCAGCCGAGGGGCCUCUCUUGCACUCCCUUUCUUGGCUCCAGCACUGUGCCCUGAUUUUAUUUCCCAGCUAUUCCCCCCGAAAGCGUAGAUUUCUGGGCAGGGACUGUGGUGCCCAGGAGAAAGUGCAGGUAGGGUACCUCCUAGUUACCUCUAAGUUGCCACACCCAGGGAGAGGCAGGGACUCUUCUUGCAUUCAUUGCCCUGCCUUCCUCUCCUAAGAUGCCCCCCGCCCCACCUGCUUGUGCUGGUUAUGUAAUUAACCCAGCCGAGGCUCUCUGCCAAGCUAACAGUGUCCAGGGAUGCUGAGGGGCCUAGGGCCCUGGAGGGAUUUGUGGGGAGAAGGGACUGGUACUUCCCCUAGUUGGGAGCUUUUAUAAGUAGCUAAGUACUUGGUGGAGAAAAGACCCUGUGUGGGGCAGGAAGGAGAUCGGGGUCCUAGUCUUAGUUGACAGCUCAACAGGCUAUGUGGUCUUCAUGUCCCUAAACCUUUGUGGGUUUUUGGUUUUGCUUUUACCGUCAAUAAAAUGAGAAUUGCACACACACACGCACACACACACACACGCAUGCACUGCAUGUGCAUGAGCAUCAGUGCACAGUGACCCAUCGGGGUUGCUAGGAGGUCCCACUGAGAUCAUGGAAAGCCUUAGAUGAAUGAAGGACCCCUAUACAUAGUAAUGGCCACUGUUUAUUGAGCACCUGCUCUGUGCAGCACAGGGCUUUACCCGUGUGACCUCACAACACCCUGUGAGGUUUCUUAUCCAAGAUCACACUUUAGGUGAGCAGCAGAGCUGGUGGAUCUCACCCCAAAUCCUGCCCUCAGUAUACUAUGCUGUAUGUGCACCUGCCCAAUGGAUUGGGUCCCCUCAGCCAGGAUGGACUGAGGGACAUUGCACUGUGACUCUGCGGAUGCAGAAAGAACAUGCAUCCACAGAGCAAACAUGUAUACAUGCUGGAGAUCAUGGCCUCAUCGGAACUCAGCAAACCCACGUACCCUGGACCCAUUUAGCAGGCACUAGUGUCACCCUCCUGGGAUUAGUCCCCAGACAGUGGGUCUCAGGCAUGUACCAACUUCCCUGGUCACCAUCUUCAACAGAAGGAGAAGGCAGCUGGCUAAGAGGUUUACUUGGGUGAUCUCAGAAGUAGGGGCUGUUGACCCUACUUUGUGUGCAGAACGUAGCUCAGGUUGGGCAGGUGAUUUGCCCUCUGACCCACAGCUGGGACACAUCUAGCUGGGACAUAUGGACGAAAGUCACUGGAACUGAGCAAGCAAGGAGCUAAUGAAUCCAUAUCAAGGUCCAACCCCAGAGCAGCCCUUUCCAGGGCAUCUGCUGUGUGCCAGGCCCUCUGAGCUCAGGGGGUUGCCAGAGAACCAGACCCAGCCCUUGGCCUGUGGCCUUUGCCAGCUAGAAGCACUAAACUUGGAAGCCGGAAGUACUGUGACACUGUAGAAAGGGAGAGCUGCCAUUCCCAGCUGUGCAAGUGGCUCAUGUCUUUCUCCCUCCAAGGCUUCUCUCCAAGGUGGGAACACCUGUCACCUGUAGUGACGAAGGAUAACCACGUGGACAUGCCGAGUGUGCAACAGGUGUCACACUCCAGAACCAAAGCCACCAUCUAGUCCACGGGUUCUCAGCUGAGGGCACCUGGAAGUGCAGGGAGAGCGCAGGUGGUCUCAUCGUGGUCCCUAGAGGCUGCUGCUGGCAAGUACAUCCUGGCAGCCAGGGGUGUCAAUGUCCUCCUCAGUAAAGAAUUCUGUCUCUGCAAAUUGCCAGGAGCACCUCCACUGAGACACACUGGCCUCGUCUCAGGACAGAAGACGGAGAGUGUGAGGAGUUGCUGCCUUGCCCCCAGGCUCCCUGGGAAAGCUGGGACUUGAAGCCAGUUCUAGAGCUCUUUCCACUCUGCUCUGCAGCCUGCCUGGGUGUGGAAGUCAGACCUGGCCAAAAAUCAGGACAUAGUACUAGUCAAGAAAGAUUGAUUUCCAGCAGUUCCUGUCUGACUAGUAACUCUGAGGAUGCAGUCCAGGUGGAGGCCACAGAGGGCCCAGGGCGAGCAAGGGCAGCGAUGGUUGGUCCUGACGGUGGCUGAGCCCCCAGCCCCUGGAAUAUGCAGCCCGGGGGAGCCCCAGGCAGCGGCGAGGACGCGGUGGCGGAGCGGGGCGGGAGGCAUGGUCUCCACCUACCGGGUGGCCGUGCUGGGGGCUCGAGGCGUGGGCAAGAGUGCCAUCGUGCGCCAGUUCCUGUACAACGAGUUCAGCGAGGUCUGCGUGCCCACCCCCGCCCGCCGCCUCUACCUGCCUGCUGUCGUCAUGAACGGCCACGUGCACGACCUCCAGAUCCUCGACUUCCCGCCCAUCAGCGCCUUCCCUGUCAACACGCUGCAGGGUGAUCGGCACCUCGGAAACGCCCAUCAUCAUCGUGGGCAACAAGCGGGACCUGCAGCGUGGACGCGUGAUCCCGCGCUGGAACGUGUCACACCUGGUGCGCAAAACCUGGAAGUGUGGCUACGUGGAGUGCUCGGCCAAGUACAACUGGCACAUCCUGCUGCUCUUCAGCGAGCUGCUCAAGAGCGUCGGCUGCGCCCGCUGCAAACACGUGCACGCCGCCCUGCGCUUCCAGGGCGCGCUGCGCCGGAACCGCUGCGCCAUCAUGUGAUGCCGCGCCCGCGGGCCGCACCCGACAGGCCCGGGCCGGGAGGGGGCAGGAAGAGAACUCCGACCGUCGGGCCUGAAACGCCCCCGCCGCCACGCACCUGCCCCGGAGAGGCCGAGGGCGAGAGGGCGCUUCCCCUUAACUGCCCCGUCCUCCCCGCUCUCCCACGCCUGUCUUCCUGGGACGGCCGCCGGUCGUGCUGUAGUUAGUGCAGUACCCGGCCCGGCCCCAAGGGGCGCCGCCGCCUCUGGCGAUUUAGGGGUGAGCACGUGACAUGCAGCGUGGGGGUGGGGAGGUGCUGCCUCGGCCGGGGGAGGGGGGGGUCCCCACCGGUCUUCUCCGGAGAGUGUGUCCGUCAUUGCCCCGCGUCUUCCUUCCCGGGUCUGUCCGUCCAAGCGUCUGUUGGUCCUCAGCUGUCCUACCCACCCUCCAGUGCCCCUCUCCACCUCCAGCUUCGUUCACAGGGCUCUCAUUCCAUCCAUCCCCUUGUCGCAGAUCCUGGCAGCUUCUUUGUGAGGCCAGCCUUCUAACCGUCGGCACCACCGGCACAGGGCAGAGAGAUGCGGGUGGCCCAAGGACCACAGCUGGGGUCCGACGGUUGAGGUCCUAGAUCAGUCAGGGGGAGAAGGCUGAGCUCUCUCCCUUCCAGGGAGACCUCCCCACCCAGCAGCCCCCAGAGACACAACAACCUACCUUCCAGCCUUAACUCGAUGGUCCGUCCCUGCCGGGUGCCCCUCACCCCCUUCCUGACCCUAAAGCCAGAUCACCCCCUGGGUUAGUUUUUUUUUUUUUUUUUUUUUUUCCUUGACAGAGUAUGGAGAAAGAGUGACCCAAAGGAUAGAUUUAUUUCCGUGAAGCCAGGUUCCAGCCCGCUGUCCCCUUCUGGGCUGAGUGGGCUGCCAAAUUGGCUGAAUGUUGGGUUGGGGCGUGGGGGCUGGUGAUGGGCCGGGCGCCGAAGGGGGCAGGCAGGUUGUGCUAGUGCAGACUCUCUCUCCAUCUGACCCCAACUGGACUGCCCCGGACCCCAGCCUGCCUUGAAUCUCAGAUUACCUUGGUUAAUCUGGGGAGGGGCCGAGCCAGGAAAAGCGUUACAGGGACCCCUGUGCUUGGGGGAGAUAUCCCAGCAUCCCCGCCCCUCGACGGAAGCCCUGCAGGAUCUGAUGCCCUCUUGUCCCAACAUCGGUUUACCCGAUGCCCUGACUCACUCCGCCCCAUUUUCUCCGGCUGCCUGGCCAGUUUCUACCUCUUGUCACCGGAGCUGAUCACUGUCAGUUUUGUACCGAUUUAGAAAUAACAAAAAUCAUGAAGCUACUAGGCGCGGCCUGAAGGAUUACUGGGGGACAUGGAGGGCGGGAGAAAUGGGUGCGAACCCCCUGCCUCCUGGUCAAGUUCUCCUUGAGACCGAGUCCUCAGCCCUGCUCUGGUGGGAGGAUAGUGAGGCCCCUUGUUAGAAGAGGGACAGAGAGAACAAUCUAGCCUCGACGGAGCCAAGCUGUGGUGCAUUGACCAGGAAACCAGGUAGCCCAGAGUGGUGAUGGGGAGGAGUCUGGGGGAGGGGUCCCAGGUGGCUACCAUCAUCUGGAUCCAGUGUAGGAGGAAGUUUCUUUUCUCCCUUCUGCUCCCCCAGGUGAUCCCACCACCACCACUCACUGGGGGUAACGCGGCAGUGACUGCCCUGACCUUGGGCAGUCCAGUGUUUUGGGGUUCUGGUCCCUGCUGUGCUGCAUGACUUUGGGCAAGUGACCUACCCUCUCUGAGCCUCCCUCUGAAGCAGAGGAGGUGGCUCCCUUCCCCCACACAUUGGAGUGGCUGGGAGGGUAAGGAAGAGGGCCUGCCCCCCUUUUAUCCCUUGCACCCUUGCCUCCCUGAUUCACCAGGGGGACAGGGUGAGGGAUGGCAGCACCUCACCUGCCCCAUCACUGUCACCUCCAGCUCUGAGGCACCUGAGGUGAGGGUGAGGGACCCAGGCCUCGGGCUGCCCCGUGUGGGAGCCAUUGGAAUGUAUUGCCUGGCCAGCCCCCCUCGCCCGCCCCAACCCCCGCUUUACCCCAGAUCUUUGAUUUUGAUUCCUUCUGCCCCCAUUCUGAGUCUCUGUCCUUCUCCCGCCCCCCCCCAGGGUUUCCCACCACAGGGUCUGGAAGCGUGUGUGACACCCAUUGCGCUGUGAUCGGAAGUCAGAUUAAAAAUCAGGGAGUGUUUUCCCUCGUUUCUGUA